UCUCUACCAAUCCGGCUCCGUUUCUCAGUCGCGUGUGAGUAUUCGGCCGGGCAGCAGAAGCUAGGCUACUCGAGACCGCAGAAGAUGGCAUCACCAAGGACAAUAACAAUUGUCGCUCUUUCCUUCGCUCUUGGUCUGUUUUUCGUCUUCAUGGGUACUAUUAAGCUCACACCAAGACUAAGCAAAGAUGCAUACAGCGAAAUGAAACGAGCGUACAAGAGCUAUGCCAAGGCUCUGCCGGGCCUGAAGAAGAUGGGCAUCACCUCGGUGCUUCUGCGCAAGAUCAUUGGCACGCUGGAGCUUGGCUGCGGCGUGGUGCUGACUCUGGUGCCUGGGCGGCCCAAGGACGUGGCCAACUUCCUUCUGCUGCUGGUCAUGCUGGCAGUCCUCUUCUUCCACCAGCUGGUGGGCGACCCCCUGAAGCGCUACGCCCACGCCCUGGUCUUCGGGAUCCUGCUGACCUGCCGACUCCUCAUCGCCCGGCAGAACGAGGAGAGGCCCGAGAGGGAGGAGAGCAGACAGCAGCAUGUCAACGCUCAGGAAAAGAACAAAGUCAAAGUGUCCUAGUGCGUCACACUCUGCUCCACCCCUCCCCGUCCCCUGGCCCCAUCCCCACCUUUCCAUGCUGUGCAGAACCAUGCCAAGAGGAUGUAUGGACGUCCCAUUGGAUUAUAGAAUUACUGAUGAAACAAAACAGUUGUCACACAAAAACGAUAGCUGCAGCCCUCCUGACUGGCGGUCUGAUUGUUUUCCACCUGCUCUCUUCCUGACAGACAGCCCACUGCCCCCCCAUACCCCCUGUGACCCAUGCUGUCUAUACCUUUGCCAUAAAACCUCUCACUUCUGCCUACUGUUAUGAGUUAGUACCUAAUGGAAACCUAAUGUUAUGCAAUGAGACUCCUCCAUUUCUUUGUUUUGUUCAUAAUGUAAGCAUUUUAUUGUGCCAUCCUAUAAUAAAUAAUGGUAUUGUAAGAUGGUAUCAUAUCAUACAUGAGUGAGAAUGCUACUAAUAUGUUGUCAUCAGGAUGUGGUUUUCAUUAAGUCAUUUGAGUACCGAGAGUUGUGGAAUCUAUAUUAAACACAAUAUAUAAUAUCCCUUAAGUAGAAUCCAGAAUGGCACUGUAUAGUAAUACAGUAAAAGCAAACAUUGAAAAAUAUUGAUAAUUUAAGAAUUGAUUAUAUUAUUCUUUUUGCAGUGCACAUGGACAGUAUGUAGAAUACAACAUUGUAUUUAUUCUAUUUAAAUUCCUUUAGUUUAGGUGACUACUGUCCUUUCAUAUUUUGUUCUACUGAUAUCUGUGCAUGGAAAAUAAUUGCUCCUCCACAUGAAAUUGCUAACUCCCUCAUUGUGCAAAUGCAGCCAUUUUUCCUGUUAUCAAAUGGAUUUGGUGUAUUUGCAAAUACUGGCAAAGUAGUCUUUGCCCCCUCUGUUAAUGAAUCAUCAAAUUAGAUUUCGUCAACACCAUUUCACUUUGUUUGAAUAUAAAAUAAUGUUGCCAACAGAAAUAAGGGAAAAAAGAAAACAAAGACCUAAAUCCAAAUCAAAUGGUGACCAAAAUAAUAAGGAAUUGGUGUGCUCCAGAAAGUAGCAUCUACGAGUUUCAGAAGGUAACUCAUAGUUUGAUAAAAUAAGCUGAUGGAAUCCAAAACGUGUUUCAGUCUAAGUGUUAUACUUUUAUCUAGAGUGCCAAUGGAUUUGGGUUAUUUUUAACCUAAACCUAUUAUGGAUUCACAUAUAGAAUUGCUAUGACUUGAAAAUCGGUGAGUUCCAUGGAUGUCGAUAGAUAUAUUAUACUACUACACCAUAACAUGAAAGGGAUAUGUACAGUAAGGGUACAUUUUGUACUAUGUUGUCAAAAGAUUUAGAGGUAACUCAGGUUAAAUGUGGUAUAAAGAUAGUAUGAUGGUAUGUAAGGCAUUAAUUAUUUGUCACACAUCACCCCUUGUCCUUGCCAGUGUAGAUAAAUAAACGAAUGCCAAUAAUGCUGAUUACUGAACCUGAUGUGUGCCAAUCAGAUGUGUGCGUGUAAAAUUAAAUGAGAAGAAUAAAGAAUGAAGUUUGGGGAAAA
This is a messenger RNA of Anguilla anguilla (European eel), 2069 nucleotides long. RefSeq names its product transmembrane protein 35A-like. The record is from RefSeq and is a predicted model, not a curated record. Gene Ontology annotation, molecular function: acetylcholine receptor regulator activity. Bases 85 to 567 code for a protein of 160 amino acids. Gene Ontology annotation, cellular component: endoplasmic reticulum. NCBI's taxonomy places the organism in Eukaryota, Metazoa, Chordata, Actinopteri, Anguilliformes, Anguillidae. The transcript is spliced from 2 exons. Gene Ontology annotation, biological process: positive regulation of protein localization to cell surface; chaperone-mediated protein complex assembly.